AUGUCGUCGAUUGUCAAAUGUGAACAAUCGCAUAUCCAGCUUGGCAUGAUGCUUUGGACCCUAUCAACGGGUAUCGAUGUUGAGAUCAGUGUCGCAGAUCGCCCAUCACACAUAAGCUCUAGCACCCUUGCAAUAUACAAGACUCAGCAACUGAGUCGCAACAAACAGCGAAAGGCCCAGUAG
Messenger RNA from Penicillium longicatenatum, 183 nucleotides. RefSeq lists its product as uncharacterized. The transcript is spliced from 2 exons. Bases 1 to 183 code for a protein of 60 amino acids. The record is from RefSeq and is a predicted model, not a curated record. Lineage: Eukaryota; Fungi; Ascomycota; Eurotiomycetes; Eurotiales; Aspergillaceae.